GAUUUUUCACAAUAAUUUCAAUUUCAAAUAAUUUCUUCAAAGUCAAAAAAUAAGAUUCAAAAAUAAAAAGACAAUAAUAUAUUAAUAUACCUGCAUCCUGCACGAUAAAAUUGCAGUAAUAAUAAUUUCAAUGAAUCAUCAUUAUUCUUCCCUAAAACAUCAUAUCAAAAUAUAUUCACAGUAGUUAAUUUUAUUUCAGGAACCAAAAACCAAAUACUUUAUACUUUUGCUUCUCUUGAGAGAUCCUAUUCAUAACUUGGUUCAAUAAUCUGUUUAUUUUCGUGAUCGUAUUUUUGAGAUAUGUCUGGUGAUAUAGCACAUUUUCUUGAGAAGGAAAAACUCAUGAUUCUAGAAAAUAAGAAAAGGCUAGGAUUGUGUAUGAAUGCUGAAUAUGCUAAAAACCAAGUCAUUCCGGUAAAGGAAACUUGUGAUAGAGAAGCUACUCAGAACAAUAAUUGUGAACAAUCAUUCGAAGAAAAUAAAGAAAAUAUCGAUCUAAAUUCCAGUAGUGUCUUAUCACCAAAAACAAACCAAACUCUGCCAUUUAUCGAACAACUUGAUUUAAAUAGUAAGCGAGAUCAAGAUAGUAAUGCCGUUUCGCUAGAAGAGAAAAAGCAAGCUUUAAUUGAUAGCCUUGUUAAUUGCGAGCAUCCAUUUACUGAUAGAUCGGAUGCCAGCAUCCGAUGUGCCAUGCUACGGUACGGCGAGUACAGCCCCAACAACCCGCAACUGAGAGUUACAGCCGCCCCUUACUUGGGUUUGGGGGAGUAUGAACAAAGGAGAAAUUAUUUCUUGCAGAAACAACGGGCGGAAUAUUUGAGGCACCUGGCCAAGAAAAAUGAAAACAUAAAAGUUACUUCCAAGCACAUUUUGUCUGAGAAAAACAGGUCUGUAAGUGAGACUGAAAAAUUAGAACUUUCAGAAAAAAGCGUUCAAACAGAUAUUCAGAAUAUCCAAAACAAAUUAGUUCAGUAUGCUUUGCAAAGUCAGAAUUCCCCGGAGAAGGAGCUGAGUCCGCUUGUUCUCGAAAACGAUAAAUUUUUUAUACGUAAUCAUCGAAAUAGUGUACCAUUUAGAGUAGAUCAGAGAUUAACCAGUGCUCAAAAUGCCUUACUAAACCCCGAAAUGGACAAACCGAAGAGUAUUCUAUCCAACAGGAAGACUGGCAGUCCGAGAGGUAGGCAAGUACCGGACCUCUAUGCCCCAACGUUCAUGGACGGCUUCAGCUACCAGGAAUCGCACGCCGAGGUGCUGGAAAGAGAGCGGCAGAAGCGCGACGCGUAUCAGCGCGAGCUGCGCGCGCAGAUCGACGAGAAGCGCGGCAGGCAGAGGGCGCGCGACGAGCAGGAGAGGAGGGAGCGCGAGAUCGAGAACAGGCGGUUGGAGCAGCAGCUGGACAGGAUGCGCGACGAGCGGAUGGUGGAGGAGGAGCGGAGGAGCCACAGGGACGAACAGAUGAGAAGACAUAGCGAAGAUUUGCUGAGGCGCAAGCAGGAGCUUCAAUCCAGACCCAGUUAUCGCAAACACACAGAUUCCGAGAGCAGUGUCACGAACAGCAUUCGCAAUAACCCCAACGAUAGCACUUACAAAUCACUGUCCCAUUAUUCGCCACCUGUUUCUCGACGAAAUCCGUACACCUUCAACAAUCCAUCCACAUCUGUGUUCUCAGAACCGACGGCAAGGUACAAUUCUCCAACAGGCAGGUUCGACAACUAUAAUCGAAGAGACAACUUGAAACGCAUGGACUCCCUGAACUCCUACGAUCCUCCACCUAGGCACCAAACGUUCAGUAGAUUUGACUCUCUGAGCAAAAUAGACUCCCUCACCCAAAGAAUGGAUUCGAUAAAUUUCAGGGACGACUACAACAGCGGCCAAAGGAGGCACAGCGCCUCCCAGCAGGACUACGCCGGCGCUACGUCGCGACGCAGCCCCCGGUUGCAGCGUCGGUGCAGCUCGGGCCGGUUCGAAGACGGGCUGCCGGCGCCCGUGCUGAAGGCGCACUCGCCCGUCGCCAGGGAGCUGAAGAACGCGGUGCCGUUCAACAGUGCCAGGCUGAGCUCGGAGGUGGUGAGGAGGCUGGAGGACAGGUGGCAGAAUCCUACAGUACAAAAAAAUAUAGUGAAUCACACGGAUUCAUCUAAAGAUGGCCAAACCCGAAGUAUUUUAACCCAGCUUGGUGCAAUUCGAAUGCAGCUUCAGCAAGAACAGUUACGAAUGGAUGAAUCACUAAGAAAAAAGGAUGUUACACAAUCUAAGGCUGUUGAUUUUCAUUGAAAAUUUUCAAUAACCAAAAAGUUUACAUCGAGUUAAUCGAAAUUUUUAUUAGGUAUUUUAUAUAUUGUUAGAAGUCGUCUUUAUAUUUAUAUUUACUAAAUAGAUAGAAUGUUG
Molecule: messenger RNA, 2388 nt
Organism: Phaedon cochleariae (mustard beetle)
Lineage: Eukaryota; Metazoa; Arthropoda; Insecta; Coleoptera; Chrysomelidae
Source: the annotation of a GenBank genome assembly